Dermatophagoides farinae (American house dust mite) is the source of this 2055-nucleotide messenger RNA. The record is from RefSeq and is a predicted model, not a curated record. Lineage: Eukaryota; Metazoa; Arthropoda; Arachnida; Sarcoptiformes; Pyroglyphidae.
UGACAAAUCAAUCAUCAGUAGAUUUGAUAAUCGUAAAGCUAAAAACUAUACUUUAAUUGUUUGUCUUCUGGUGAUGAUUAUGGCAACACAACACAACAACAACAACAACAAAAACAACAAAACGGAAUUGAUGCAUUUUAUUUUUUCAUUCGAUUAAAUCAAUCAAUUGAUUAUAUAGUUGUAGCCAUGGUGGUUGCUACCAUUUCUAGUCCAUUUUCGACGAUGAUGAUGAUGAUGAUAACGCAAUCGACGAUGAUUAUUGUAUCCUUGUUGUUUUUGUUAUGAUGAUGAUGAUGAUAGAGUAGUGGCACUUGAUGCUUUUAUAGUCAUCGUUUUUUGUUGUUGUUGUUGUCUGGGUGUUUGUUUGUAAAUUGUGAUUCAAUAUAUUGAAAAACUGUGAUGUAUGUGAAAUGUGAUCAUUCAUUCAGAUUCAGAUAUAGAUUAAUAAGUAAAAAAUAUGAAAAGUUUUUGUUGUUGUUGAAAUUGGUCCACUGAAAUUGUUACUAAAAUCAACGAAAAUUUUUUCCCUCCAAUAAUCAUAAUGAAUACUAAAAAUUCGAAUAAUAAUGAUGGCUGUGAUUAUGAUCAAUUGGUCAGUUCGAAUAAUCGAAAAUCAUUUUGUGAACCAAAUUCAGAUUAUGAUUAUCCAAUCAAUACGAAAAAAAGCAUAUGGAAUAUGAAACCAACAUCGAUUGGUCAUUUGAAUUCGAAUUCGAAUCAUUUAUCACCACCAUUACAUAGUUCAUCAUCAUUUGAUGAUUAUUCUAGAAACGGAAUGAUUCAAACAAAAAAUCUAAUGCAACCACCGGAAACCAUUACCAAUAUUCUGGACAUGGUCAUUCCAAAAUUACCGGCUAAAAGUAUCACGAACAGUAGUACCAGCAGCAAAGAUGAUUUACAGAAAGCAAAAAGUUUCUAUUAUGAUAUACCGAAAAAUAUACCGGUUAAAUCACGUUCAACGACGACGACGACAACAACAAAUCUGAUGACUGCAUCAUCAUCAUCAUCAUGUUUAUUAUUUAAUUCUUCACAUAAUAAUCGGCCACAAUUGCCAAAAAAAUCAUCAUUUGUUCGUAGGAAAAUUCAAACCAAUUAUAAUAAUGAUGAUAAUUAUGAAAAUUUACCAGAAAUGAAUCAAAACAGAAUUGAAUCAACAACAAAUACAUUGAAUCGUCAUCAUACAUCACGAUCAUUACCGCCAUUAAUAAUGGAUACAAAAGCAUCGACAUUACCACGGCCACCAAAAAGUAUUGUAACAUCAACUGCCAUUAACAACAACAAGGGCAGCAGCAGCAACAACAAUAAACUUGAUUUAACCGAAAAUUCAUCCGAAAAAAUUAUCAAUUAUAGCCAAAAUAUUGACUACGAAGAUGAUGAUGAUGAUGAUGGCUGUGAUUAUGAAUAUGAUUAUGUUUGUUUGGAAUCGAAAAAGAAAUUAGAUGAUGAUGAUGAACGUAUCAAAAUGUUGUUAUCGAAUCAAUACCAAUUUCGUUAUGAAAAUCUUGUUUUUCAAUCCAAUUCAUUUGUUUUACCAUCUUCUACAACAAAUAUUCAAUCAAUGAAACAAUUUUAUCGGCGACACAUUUUUCAAGCACAACGUAAUUUCUAUCAAUGGACACGUUUAGCUAUUGAAAUCAUUAAUCAUCGUCAAUAUAAACCGGAAGUUUAUUUCAAUUUUGUUAAACAUAUCUUAUUGGCUGGACAAAAUCUAUUGAAUACAUUUAAAUUAUUCAUACGAAAAUGGCAACAACAGCAACAACAAUUUGAUCAUAAUCAUCAUCAUCAUCAUCAUCGGCAUCGGCAAAAGAAUUGGAUAAAUUUUCCAUCAAAUUUCUUGAUCAAUUGAAACAAAUUGUUAUGAAAACCAAACGUUUAACAUUUGCUGCUGCAUUCGGUAAUAAAGCUAUGGAUGAUCUUGUUGAACAUUUACAAUUGGCAUCAGAAAUGUCUGAUUCAGUGAGAAAAAUGUUUACAAUCUAAUGCAUCAUUCUAUUUUUUUUUUUUAUUCGAAAUUUUUUUUUUUUUUUCAAAUUUUAAUUCUUUUUUAAUCGAUAA